CAGCCAUACCCUUGUUCAGAGUGCGGGAAAUGUUUUUCACAGAAGUCCAGCCUGCAUAUAUAUCAGAGACCUCACACAGGUGAAAAGCCAUAUGUCUGUCCUGAGUGCGGGAAAUACUUUUCAGUGAAGCCCAGUCCUCACACACAUCAGAGAUCUUACAUGGAGGAGAAGUUGUAUACCUGUUCGGAGUGCGGGAAAUGUUUUUCAGAGAAGAAGCCCUUUUCUUUAUAA
Molecule: messenger RNA, 231 nt
Organism: Staurois parvus
Lineage: Eukaryota; Metazoa; Chordata; Amphibia; Anura; Ranidae
Source: the annotation of a GenBank genome assembly